Molecule: messenger RNA, 730 nt
Organism: Salvia splendens (bonfire salvia)
Lineage: Eukaryota; Viridiplantae; Streptophyta; Magnoliopsida; Lamiales; Lamiaceae
Exons: 1
Coding region: 185-646 (153 amino acids)
Source: RefSeq, a predicted model, not a curated record
UUUAUAUCUUCACAUUGCUUUGAGUUUUUCUUUUCUAUAUUUUUAUUAUGUUUAUAUUCAUUAUUUGAAACUUUUAUGUCUCGUGCAUAGAUCGUAGGUUAAUACUAGUAAUAAUAACUUAGGAGUAUAGCAUUUAAUUGAAUAGUUGUAUCCUAUCUAUCUAUCAUAUGAUCAUAUCCACACAAUGGAGAAUACGAGUUGGGAGCAGAAGCUCCACGCGCUGACUCACAUCCUAACCAGCCAAACUCACGCGCCGCCGCUCCACUCGCAGCUAUUCAUCGCCACCCAAAUCCCCUGCUACCUCAACUGGAAUUACCCUCCCCUCCUCUGCCGGCGCUCCUCCUCAUGGCCGCCGCCGCUCAUGAGAUGGGCCUUGUCUCAGUUCAUCAAAAGGGGGCGAAGAUUAGGGUUGCCGGAGACCUCUUGGCGGUGCAAAUGCCCCUACCAACUGCCUCCGCCGCUGAUUUUGGCGAAAGGGGUGGCGGCCGGCGAGUGGGGAGAAGAGGAGAGGAGGACAUAUGUGAGGUCCAGAUUGAGACGGAGAAGGCUGGGGAACGAUGUUAAUCCAUUGAUUCCAAUUCUAGUUCCUAAUCUCUUGGUGCUUUCACUUUUGUUUUGGGCUCCCAUUUCUCUCCAAGAUAACUAAAUUCUUGGUGUUUUUAAUCCUUUUCUAUUUCAAGAUAUGUUAUGUACAAAUAAAAUAUAAGGAGUUAUGUACUUGGAAGAGUUA